Molecule: messenger RNA, 903 nt
Organism: Panicum hallii
Lineage: Eukaryota; Viridiplantae; Streptophyta; Magnoliopsida; Poales; Poaceae
Exons: 6
Coding region: 205-660 (151 amino acids)
Source: RefSeq, a predicted model, not a curated record
CUCAUAUCUAAAGAUAAGCAAGUUGACCCAGCUUUGGCAGAUACACUAAAGCUGUCCUUCACAAGCUCAGAGUUUUCCAUGGCGUUCCCCUAUGUUUCCACAUCAGCCACUUUCUGUAUCUUCCUAAAUUUCCUAAUCAAUGAGCAAUAGUUUUUUCCCCCCUUUUACACCAAAGAGCGUAUUUUUUUCUUUACUUCUGAUGUCAUGAUCAAGUCUAGUGAAGAUGGUUCAAGUAAGCAUGCAGGGUGGGAAACCCACAGCUGGUUCUACAUAGUAGUGAGAAUAAGCUUGUUUCUUUGGGUUGCUUUACUUAAUCUCAUUACAAUAUCAACUUGGGCAAGGGUAAUUGAUGUCAUGGAUAGUGAGGUAAUCAGUUAUGUUUUGACAAGGCCUGGAAGGGAGUUGUUGUUUACAGUUGUUUCACUGGACGAAAAGUACAAAGCUAAGGUCUGUAUAGAUGUUAUUGUCCAAAGACUGGUGAUGCGACAGCUGCUGGAAUUUAUAGUUUGCUGUUCAGCAGACUUGAGAAGAAAGCAAACAUGGUUACCCUAUAUGCAUUGCCGCUCUGCUUCCUUUGGCUUCUCACUGCAUUUCAUUUGGGACGCCUCCAGACAAAUCUUGCAAGGCUUCAGGCGGCACCUGCAGCAUCCUAAUUCCUGAAGGGCUAAAAAAAUGGAUACCCCUGUAUAUUUACACGUUAUCACAAGACUGAAGCGGGUUGCUCCUGUAGUCCCGCCGUUUUCUUCUCUAGGUUUUGACUCUACAGAUAUCUGCUGGAGGUAGUGCCACCAGAUAGACAGUGCUUUCAGCAUGUAGAAAGUAUGGUUACCACAGAGCAUGUCCUUGUUGGCAUUGAACUGCUCGUUUCAAAGAAUGGUAGAUCCAUGGAGGAACUUUUGAAUC